UCUUCUAAAUAUUCAUUGACUCAAGCCAGAGCCCUUCUCUGCAUUCUUGCACCUUCCUACUCUCAAACUCCUCAAGCAUUAUCCCAGCUUCUCUAAUUAUUUUUGGCUCAUUUCUUCGCCUAAUCGAGUAAUGGCAUCCCUGACUUCGUCGCGGAAUUCCAACUCCUCCUGGACGCUGAAGCAGAACAAGCUAUUUGAGAAUGCCCUGGCUGUGUACGAUAAGGACACACAGGACCGGUGGCACAAUUUGGCCAAGGCUGUGGGUGGAAAAUCAGCCGAGGAAGUCAAGAGGCACUAUGAGAUUCUGGUGCAGGAUCUCAUGCAUAUAGAAUCUGGUCAAGUCGCUCUACCCAAUUACAGGGCCACUGGAAGCAACUCCAGACUCUAGAAGUGCUGAUCAUGAGUGAGGCUUGGGAAAAAUCUGAAGAUAUGAUGAACAAAUGUGACCAUAUGCAAUAUUGUUCUGUGAUGCUGCCUAUCUAUUAGUCCUACCAAGUACCAAGUGUGAAUGUGAUACCAGUUUCAAGGACUAACCCUAUGUGUUUAUUAUUUUUAGUUA
Messenger RNA from Rosa chinensis, 559 nucleotides. RefSeq names its product protein RADIALIS-like 6. The record is from RefSeq and is a predicted model, not a curated record. Gene Ontology annotation, molecular function: DNA-binding transcription factor activity. The transcript has a single exon. Lineage: Eukaryota; Viridiplantae; Streptophyta; Magnoliopsida; Rosales; Rosaceae. Bases 131 to 388 code for a protein of 85 amino acids.